CGGUGUCUUCAUUUAGUUCGGAUGAAGGCGUUCCAAGAAUCGGUGGCAUCGUCCUCUUGUGUUUGGGUUGAUGGACAACUAGUGAUGGCUGAGGAGAAGCUAGAACCCAAGCUAUGUGGCGUCUGCUCUGACAAGGCCUUUGGAUACAACUUUGGGGCAUUGACGUGUGAAAGUUGCAAAGCAUUUUUUCGCCGUAAUGCUCUCCGAAAUAAGGAAUUCCGAUGUCUCUUCAAGAAUGACUGCGAGGUGAACACAAGGACAAGACGCUUCUGCCAACGAUGCCGUUUGCAGAAAUGCUUUGCCUUAGGUAUGAAGAAAGAAUGUAUAUUAACGGAAGCAGAGAAGCAGGAGAAACGAGCCAAAAUUGAAGAGAACCGUCUAAAGAGGGCCUUUCGAAAUGAAGAUGGUAUGCCGGACACGCCUCUUUCGUCUAUAACAGAUGAAGAGGAUGAACCUCCACCAAAGAUAGCACACACGGCAGACCCUCAAGUCAAAUCUGAACCUGAGGAUCACCUGGAGUCCCGUAGCUUGGAUGCCUUAAGAGUGACGUGUCGUAAGCAGUGGGAAAAUGGUUCUCAGCUUGUCCGGGAACGUGCUGUCCGUAGUCAGUUUCCUCACAUUGAAGGCCGUACCCUUACUGAGCUGGAACUGACACGAAUACAGGAACUGGCAACAGCAAAUGAAGUGCUCAAACUCCCACUGGCAUGUGACCCAGAUCCGAGUUUGGUAGAUGUAAUCAACAUGACUGAUCAUGCCAUCCGAAGGCUGAUUAAGAUGUCCAAACGGAUUGCAGCAUUCAAAACUUUGUGUCAAGAGGAUCAGGUAGCUCUGCUUAAAGGUGGAAGCACAGAAUUGAUGCUGUUGCGUUCGGUUAUGUCUUACGAUGCAGAGCGGGAUUGUUGGAAGGGACCCGACCCACGGUUAAUGUCCAUCAAGUUGGACAUCUUGAAGGAGGCUCGGGGAAAUGUCUACGAAGAGCACAAGCGAUUCAUCAACGCUUUUCGUCCCGAAUGGCGCGUAGAUGAGAACAUAAUGUUGUUACUCAGUGCCAUAACGUUGUUUACACCUGAGCGUCCCAACCUUGUGCAUCGUGAUGUGGUUAUGUUUGAGCAGGACACUUAUCUGUACUUGCUACGGCGUUAUUUGGACACCAUUUACACAGGCUGUGAGAGUCGAUCCGUCUUCCUGCAUCUAAUGCGCAAUCUAGAAGACAUGCGAACUCUCAAUGAAAAUCAAGUUAGCAUUUUGGUUGAUCUAAACCCUCGAGAAGUGGAACCUUUGCUCAUUGAGAUAUUUGACCUCAAAUGAGGUCAAAAUCUGGCUCUCAUUAUUGAGUUGUGUGGGGGGCUGAAUGAAUGCAGUAAUGACCAAAUAAUUGCUUUAGAUUUUAUUUUGUUUAGUGCGGUCAACUGUGAAACAGUGUUGAUAGUUUCCGUUUCAGGGAUGUGUUUCAGGCAUGCAAAACAGAUUUUCCUUUUCUGGU
Messenger RNA from Ornithodoros turicata, 1483 nucleotides. RefSeq names its product nuclear hormone receptor HR96-like (gene Hr96). Gene Ontology annotation, biological process: negative regulation of transcription by RNA polymerase II; positive regulation of transcription by RNA polymerase II; cell differentiation. The transcript has 3 exons. The coding region runs from base 22 to 1308 and encodes 428 amino acids. The record is from RefSeq and is a predicted model, not a curated record. Gene Ontology annotation, molecular function: RNA polymerase II cis-regulatory region sequence-specific DNA binding; zinc ion binding; nuclear receptor activity. Lineage: Eukaryota; Metazoa; Arthropoda; Arachnida; Ixodida; Argasidae.